Molecule: messenger RNA, 2091 nt
Organism: Sphenostylis stenocarpa
Lineage: Eukaryota; Viridiplantae; Streptophyta; Magnoliopsida; Fabales; Fabaceae
Source: the annotation of a GenBank genome assembly
AUGGCAUCCCUUCUUCCAUAUAACUCACCUGAUCCCAGUGAUUAUGAAGCUAAACCUAACUCAUCAACGGUUGAAGCCACUACACUGGAGAUAGAAGAAGCAUGCAGUGGUCCAAAACCAAAAGGGAUCAAAAGAGGAGAAACUUUAGGUUGGAAUAACGAGAGAGAAGAGGUGGGUAUGUGCUUGACAUGGAAGGAUGUAUGGGUGACUGCUUCUGUGGGAAAGAGUGGAAGCAAAUCGAUUCUGCAGGGCCUGACUGGUUAUGCCAAGCCAGGGCAGCUCUUGGCCAUAAUGGGUCCUUCUGGUUGUGGAAAGUCCACACUUCUUGAUGCCUUAGCUGGGAGAUUAGGUUCCAACACAAGUCAAACAGGGGAGAUUCUUAUCAACGGGAAGAAACAAGCACUGGCAUAUGGAACCUCAGCAUAUGUCACACAGGAUGAUACCUUAUUGACAACCUUAACGGUUGGAGAAGCAGUGCACUAUUCAGCUCAGCUCCAAUUACCUGACGCCAUGUCCAAAGAAGAGAAGAAAGAGAGAGCAAACUUUACAAUCAGAGAAAUGGGUCUUCAAGAUGCCAUUAACACAAGAAUUGGAGGAUGGGGUGUCAAAGGAAUAAGUGGGGGUCAGAAAAGGAGAGUGAGCAUUUGCAUUGAGAUUCUAACACGACCAGGGCUUCUCUUCCUUGAUGAACCAACUAGUGGACUUGACAGUGCAGCUUCAUAUUAUGUCAUGAAAAGAAUCGCUACCCUUGAUAAAAGAGAUGACAUUCACAGAACUGUUAUUGUCUCAAUCCAUCAACCUAGUACUGAAGUUUUUCAAAUUUUCCACAACCUUUGUCUUCUAUCUUCAGGUAGAACUGUUUACUUUGGACCUGCUUCUGCUGCAAGUGAGUUUUUCGCUUCAAAUGGUUUUCCUUGUCCUUCUCUCAUGAAUCCAUCAGAUCAUUUACUGAAAACCAUAAACAAGGAUUUCGAUCAGGACAUUGAGUUGACUUUAGGAGGGAAUGCAACAAUAAUACCCACCAAAGAAGUGAUUCGGAUCCUAGUAAAUUCGUACAAUUCAUCUGAAAUGAACCAAGAAGUUCAGAAGGAAGUAGCAGAACUAACUGAAAAGGACACCGGUUCCACAAACAAGAAGAGAAGGCAUGCUGGAUUCCUUAAUCAGUGUUUUGCUCUUACCAAAAGAUCCUCCAUUAACAUGUUUCGUGAUCUAGGCUAUUAUUGGUUACGCCUUGCCAUAUAUGUUGCAUUGGCUAUAAGUCUAGCCACUAUUUUCUAUGAUCUGGGUACAAGUCAGCGCUCAAUUCAGGAUAGAGGUUCAUUUCUUAUGUUUGUAUCUUCAUUCAUCACUUUCAUGACCAUUGGCGGAUUUCCUUCCUUUGUGGAGGAUAUGAAGGUGUUUGAACUUGAGAGACUAAAUGGACAUUACAGUGUCACUGCAUUUGUGAUUGGGCACAGCUUUUCAUCUAUACCAUUCUUGUUCUUGGUUUCAAUCAUUCCUGGAUCUAUAGCCUAUUACCUUCCUGGUCUGCAGAAAGACUUUGAGCACUUUGCAUACUUCAUAUGUGUUCUCUUUUCUUGUCUGAUGUUGGUAGAGAGCCUUAUGAUGAUUGUUGCAAGCAUUGUCCCUAACUUUCUAAUGGGCAUCAUAACCGGUGCUGGAAUUCAAGGAAUGAUGAUUUUGGGUGGUGGGUUCUUCCGAUUACCAAACGAUCUUCCUAGGCCAUUUUGGAAAUACCCAAUGUUCUAUGUUGCCUUCCAUAGAUAUGCCUACCAAGGAUUGUUCAAAAACGAGUUUGAAGGACUAAGAUUCGCUGCAAAUAAUGUUGAAGAUGGCUCCUACGUUACUGGUGAAGAGAUUCUAAACAAUACAUGGCAAGUAAACAUGAGUUACUCAAAGUGGGUUGAUCUUGGAAUCUUGCUGGGGAUGAUUAUUCUGUAUCGAAUUCUCUUUCUGGUUAACAUCAAAACUACUGAGAAGCUGAAGCCAAUCAUUGUAUCAUUCAUCUCAUCAAGGAAUUCUCCCAAGCGAACAGUACAGAUCAUGCAGAAUCCCAAUGCCACUCCUUUGCAAGAAGUUCAAGCUGUCUAA